GCAGCUUGUAAAAGCAGUAAGAAAAGUCCCUAAAACAACUGCCUAUCAAUUAUCCAAACAACUUGAAGAAUUAAACAUUAUAGCAAGUGAAAAGACUGUCAGGCGAACUUUACACACUAAAAAUAUUUAUGGUAGGAAGGCUGUAAAGAAGCCAUUAAUUUCUGCAAAAAAUAGGAAAAAAAGAUUAUUUUGGUGUCAUGCAAGAAAAAAUUGGGGAAAUGAAUGGGAUAAAAUUAUAUUCAGUGAUGAGAGUAGGUUCUUACUAUUUCAAAACGAUUCAAAUGAUUAG
Entrophospora candida is the source of this 289-nucleotide messenger RNA. The record is from the annotation of a GenBank genome assembly. NCBI's taxonomy places the organism in Eukaryota, Fungi, Glomeromycota, Glomeromycetes, Entrophosporales, Entrophosporaceae.